GACCAAACUUCCCGAAAGAAGAGAAGAGGGGAGGGGCGCGCGCGGUACGGCUAGCGAGCGGCCAAACAAACGUCAGUCUGAGCCUUGUCAAGUUACAAUUACUUUUUGGACAUUUUAGGUCUAUCUACUUUCAAUAUUUUUCCCCUUUCCUUAAUCACUUGUUCCACAAGUAAUAUCACAGGCAGUGUGGUCUAGAUAGAUUAAUUCUGAGCGUCAAAUUACGGCGACGACGUGGGAGAAAUCGGCGCUGACUAAAGAUGUGGAAAGCGGCAACAGACGUAACUGCCCCGGCUCCGGCAGAGGCUGAUGACUGGGAGACGGACCCCGACUUUGUGAACGAUAUUACAGAGCAUGAACAGAGAUGGGGACCAGGAGGGCGAAAUGUAGAAGCUAUUGAUAUGGCAAAGCUGAGAGAAGAGGUCUUGGAAGCAGACAAAUUAGCAAAAAAGAAACAGUAUGAUGAUGGCCCGAAACCAUCCUUAGGGUAUGGAGGAAAAUUUGGCGUGCAGGCGGACCGCAUGGAUAAGUCUGCUGUAGGACAUGAUUAUGUUGGAAAAACAGAGAAACACGUUUCCCAGACUGAUUACGCUAAAGGUUUCGGCGGGAAGUUCGGAGUACAGAAGGAUCGGAUGGACAAGUCGGCUGUCGGGCACGACUACGUCGGGAAGGUGGAGAAGCACGUGUCACAGACAGACUACGCCCACGGCUUCGGCGGCAAGUUUGGCGUACAAUCCGAUCGGGUUGACAAGAGUGCAGCAGGCUGGGAUCAUAGGGAGCAGGUGGAAAAGCACUCGUCGCAGAAAGACUACUCCGUCGGGUUCGGAGGGAAGUUCGGCGUGCAGACCGACAGGAAGGACGCCUCCGCCGUCGGCUGGGACCACCGCGAGGACGCGAACCAACAUCACUCGCAGAAAGACUAUGCAAUCGGGUUCGGCGGAAAAUUCGGAGUACAAACGGACAGACAGGACGCGUCUGCUAUGGGCUGGGACCACCAGGAGAAGACGCCAGCCCACGCGAGUCAAGUCGACCAUAAAAAGGGUUUUGGUGGCAAGUUCGGCGUGGAGACCGACCGCGUGGACAAGUCCGCGCAUAGGUUCGACGAGGUGGAGAAGGUGGGCACCAAUUACAUCAAGCAGAAACCAGACAUCGCCGGCGCCAUGCCUUCCUCCAUCAGAGCCAAGUUUGAAAACAUGGCCAAGGAAAAAGAAGCGGAAGCGCAGCAAACUGUGCAAAGGAUACGACAGCAACGAGAAAAAACCGAUAAGGACCUUUCUCUGAAGGAAAAGGAGAAAUUAAAGAACGAAGAACAGCCUGACCCUACGUCCAAAGCGACUGAGCACAUGGAGCAGCACAAAAGUCCAGUCAACAAGGUGCUAGCCAGUCCUGUAAUGCUACCAGUUUCGGAGCCGACUUCUCCCGAGGAUGUUACCGAGCAGGCCAACUUGCCUGACGUCACUCUCGUCGGUUCACCGAUGGAGGAACGGGAAGAGAUAAAGCGCCAGCCGACGAUUGUGGUGUCCCCGGUGGGGUGGGAGUCGGAGACGGCGGAGGGCGAGGACGAGGACGGGUACACGGCGCGCGCGCUCUACGACUACCAGGCCGCCGCGCCAGACGAGAUCUCCUUCGACCCUGAUGACAUCAUCACCAACAUCGUCAUGAUCGACGAGGGCUGGUGGCAGGGGCUGUGUAAGGGCGCGUUCGGACUGUUCCCCGCGAACUACGUGCAACUGCAGGACAAAUAGGGACGCCCCGCUACACUCACAUUCCCACCCCGCGGUGAUAUCAUUUAAUUAAUAGUUCACAUCGCUCAUCAUUUCAUAUGCAUAUACUUCCAUUUUUAGGGUGUCGUAACUACCGUAAUGGGACUCUAUUACUAAGGCCCGUAUUAAUAAACCAAUCUCAAGUUCCGAGUGUCAACUCAAGAUUGAUCUCAAGUAUCUGUUCUUAUUAAUAAAUUGGACUGGUGUCACUAAUGUCACACUCGCUCUCAGCUAAGAGUUGUCAAAAACGUUCAUAUUAAUAAACCAAACUCGGCACUCAAGUCUCCGCUCUGUCUGUCUCAGUGUGUGUGACAUCAUAACGCCAAUAAUCAUGACAUUAUAAACUCAAAAUGUAUGUUUGCACCUACUAUUUGUUCUAUAAAGCAAAAACUAUAGCCGUCAAAUAACCUUGGAAAAAACACGUACCUUGUACCCUUUUUAAACAUUAGAUUUUGGUAUUUUAAUUGUUUGUUGGUAAAUCCGCCAUAAUAACACCAUCUGUGUAAAAUUCAACUGUCUGCCUAUUACGGAUUGUUGGCAACCCCAACAAAAUUAUAUUUCACAUUUUAAAUAUGGCAAUACUUGCCCUCUUCUUCUAGAAUCUAGAAUCUGCGUAACGUGUAUCGUGUAUUAAAACUUUAUAAUAUAAAAUUUUCAAGUUAGGACAGACCGCGUAGGUUUAGUAAUAGAGUCUCAGGGGUACAGCAUCCUAAAAAUUAGGUGCGUUAAAAGAUGAAUCUCGAAAUGCCAGCUAAUAAGCUGGAAAUUUGUAUAUAGCUUCGUUUUGUCAUUUUCCACCAUAGCUGAAAAAUUACAUAAAAUCACGCGUCUGCAGGUCCAGACGUUCAAGGUCAAAAGAUCAAAAACUAAGUUAUGCAUAGUAAUGUUUUUUUUAAUAUCUGUUUUUUGAUCUUGAAGCUCAAUAUGAGGUUUCAGCCGAAGUAGAAAAUUGGAAAACGCCGCUAUUACUUACGCGAAUUUCCAGCUAUUUAGCUCUCAUUCCGAGGUUGAAUCUUUAAUCUUUAUUUAACCGUAUUACUACGUUCAUUAUCGUUCUAACAUAAAAACGUACUUAUGAAGCGAAAGAAAUGAAAUAACCUCAUUAUCAUAAUAUUGAAAUUAUCUAUUCAUAGUAUAUCGCCUAAAACUUACGACAGUUAUAUUAUAGAUUAUCGUAUAGAAUCACAAGAAAUGGAAUUAUCUUGAAGUGAAAUAUUGUGUAUAUACAGAUUUAUGUUAUAAGUAUACAUAUUUAAUUAAAUAGAAUGUUCACUGAUAUUAGUGGUGAAACGAGAAGAUACCUACUAACUUUAUUUUAAGUUAUACCUGUAAUUUUUUGUCCACCGAAAAAAAGAACGGGAUGGUUUUAGACAGAAGGUAUUAAGCCUCCAGAAUUUAGUCGACAGUACACGUCAAACUAACUGUAGACCAGUAUGAUGCUUAUUUGAUUCGUCCGUGUUGUUUCAUUCACUCAUGCAUUUUGGAAUUAACGGCUGUUAAUGCGUCCCUUUCGUUUUAGGCAGAUAAAAAUGACAGGUGUAACUGUAAAUAAAAUUAGGAGAUGUCGGCUGGAAUCGGCACCAUUGAAUACCUGGAUAGUGCUUCCUGGUUGUUGGAAGUGGAACCACUUCCAUAACUAAUGUAUAAGGAUUUGUUUAAUAUGUAGAGGAAUCAGAACUAAAGAAAUACCGUUAUGCUUGCAGAUAGUUAGAGGACCAUAUUUAAAGCUCAAUUUUUGAGAAGUUAAAUACUUAGAUUAUGAUGCGAUAUACACAUUUACAGUAUUAUUUAUUCCGGACUGAAUUAAUUACUAAAUUAAAAAUCAUUUAAAUUGCAUUUUAAAUUAUUUCCAUCAUUUAUUGUGUCAUGCAUGCCAUGUUGUUUUCAUGAUUAUAGAUAUAAGCGAUAGUAUUUUUUUUUUAUAUUUCACCUAUAAGCCCUUCAGCAUUUGUGUUUAAACUAGGUUUUAAAAAGGUAUAACCCUUAUAUUGUUUUAUAUUUCAAAACUAUGUUAGUGUACUGUUGUUGAAUGUGAAAUUACCUACAUUAUGAUUUGUGUCACAUCUUCCAAUACAUUUUAUACAUUGAUGUGUUAUUAUAGUUUCUGUAUGUUCAUUUGUACGGAAGGUCCUUCCAGCCUGUUCCUCCUUAACUUCAGAUAGUCUUUAUUCAGGUUGUUGCGUUCCCCAAUAAAUUGGUCUCUAGUUGACUGGUAGCUUGCUACGACUAAAAGCUAUAACUCACCUAAAAGAUAAAUUACCAGAGGGUCUAGCCAAGUUGCAAACGUUUCGAUUAAACCAGUUAUUAUAUCUAAUCGAACAAAUAUGUGACGCGCUCGGACGAGAAACUACUCGCUGUAGAACAGCCACCAGCUAGUACAGCGGGUAGUACAGUCAUGAGCAAUAUAAUGUACCCACUUUAGGACUCUGUCGCACUAUCUUAUUUGACAUUUAGUGACACUUACAGCUCAAUUUGUCAAAAAAGUUAAUGUGUGUACCAAAGUGUAUAUGUCGUGGCCAGAUCAUAGAAUUGAUCAUUUCAUGAUGUGCUUAUUUCAUGAAAUAGAAUAUCAUUCGUUGGCCACAUCAUGAUGUAGUUUGGCCAGAUCAAUGAACACAAAACGUUUAACGAUAUGAGCAACUAAAUGCAUGAUUAUUUCAUGAUAUGGCCAAACGUUGCCAAUCAUAUCGUAAAAUUAGUAACAUUAUCCACCGAUAGUGGCGCUGGUGUCGAUUAUAUUUAAAACUUGAUUCAUAAUCGAUGAAUCAAUGUUAUUGUUCAAUUUUCCAUAUCGAAUAGGUACAUAAUUUUGAACCUAAGAAACUAAUCGACUAUUCGCAUUUUUAUUACACCACAUAGCAUGGACACCGCCUACAUUAACGAUAUGGCCAAACGUUGAUUGAUAUAUCAUUAAACGUUGACGUUUUAACGAUAUGAUCAACUUAAGUUGGCCAUUUCAUAAAAUAUGACCAUUUCAUGAAAUGGUCGAUCACAUCAUGAAAUGAUCAUUUUUAAGAUCUGGCCACGACAUAUACAUAUUAAUGCUCGUGACCGUACUGAUCACACUCGGGGUCUUAAUCUUAAACUACCGCUGUUCACAAUAUUAUUAUACCGUAAUUGUUGGGUAUUAAUUCCUUUAAUACUAUUAUGUGCGCAAUUGUAACUAAAUAACAAAUAAUUAGGAUUUACUGGGACAUACUGUACUGUAACCUAUAUGUAUACUGAUGCAACAAAUUAAACGAAUCGUUAAUGUAGCGUAUCUGCGUUAUAAUAUAUGUUACAGAUUUAUCCAAACGUUGGCAGCUUUUCUAGGCCCCUGGUCUGAGCCCUGGUGAAUGAAAUUUUUAAAUUCUACCCGUUGUAGUGCAGUAUGUUGCCACACAAGUAGACUAACUCUUCUGUCAGCCUGUAUAAUCUCCAUGGUUAAUUAUAACUUAGUAUACAUCACUCAUAAAAUCAUUAAAUAAUUUAACCUAUUUAAACAGUGACAUGUGUUAGAAUAUCGCCGAAUAAGCAUGCAAUCAUGUAACACAACUAUGACAUCGUUUACGUUUCGUGAACCUGCUACGAGAAUUUACAAAUGUUAUCAGUCAAUGUAUUUUUAACGGUGUAUAAUGAAAGGUAUGUAAUGCCGAAGAUUUAUAAAAGACAAUUUAUUGUUUGUAAAAUAAAAGUAAUAAAUUUAUUUUUUAGUGAU
This is a messenger RNA of Pectinophora gossypiella (pink bollworm), 5457 nucleotides long. It is a transcript of the gene Cortactin, whose product is annotated as src substrate cortactin. The record is from RefSeq and is a predicted model, not a curated record. Bases 258 to 1742 code for a protein of 494 amino acids. The transcript has 12 exons. Gene Ontology annotation, cellular component: site of polarized growth; plasma membrane; cortical actin cytoskeleton. Gene Ontology annotation, molecular function: actin filament binding. Gene Ontology annotation, biological process: regulation of actin filament polymerization. Lineage: Eukaryota; Metazoa; Arthropoda; Insecta; Lepidoptera; Gelechiidae.